AUGGUGGGAAAGCUAGGCUAUUUUUUUUUGGUAUAUCUGUCAGUUUUCAAUUACUUCAUUGGGUUUAUCCUGAUUCACGCCGACCAAACUUCCAAUGACUUACGUGGGCUGGAUCUUCACAUAACCCUCAACAUCCAACGCCUCCGCAGGCAAGUAACUCGACGUCGGCACGCUCUUGGAGAUGGCCAUGAUGACAUUAUCAACAACAAGCCUGUGGCCAUUCUCGAACCUCGCCUCGACCGCUCUGCCGCCAUCCUCAGUCGUCACCUCGACCUGCUCCGCGAUCCGGUGGCCCAUCAAAACCUCGACGCCGGCCUCACGGAGCAAGUCCAGGGCGACGUCCUUGCACUCGUCCGACAGGGCCUCGGACGACAGCAGCUUGUCCCUGGAGUGUGCGAGCGUCACCCUGACGUGCGGCUGGACGAGCUUGAGCUCUGCGGCCAUCUCGAUGCCGACGGCGCCGCCGCCGACCACGAGGACUCCGUGACGCGCGCCCGACACGGCCUGCACGUGCGACCCCGUCUCGAGGAGGUACUGCUUGCGGCGGGUGGACUGCGGCACGACGGGCCACACGCGGCGGAGACCAGAGGCCGCGACGAGGAAGUCGUAGGGGAUGAGUUCAUCCGAGGUGGUCUGCGUUACUGCUUCUGGGUCGGUCCGGCUGAUGAUUGCGGUCUUGGUGAAUCCAUCCCGCUCGUCAACGAUGGUGAUAUCAACAUCAAUGGGGAUUUUGGAGUCCUCAGAAUCGUCAACUCUUGCACCACAUCUUGGGGUCUUGCCCGUGCAGAGAUCGAUCAGGUUGAGGGCGGCGGAGAUGCCAGCAUAGGAACCGCCGAUGACGAGGACCUUAUGUUUUCCAAAGGUCAAGUAGCAAAGGGUAUAAAAGCUAUGAUAGUAAUGGUCUAUGGAACCGAGUUACGUCAAGGAACAAAGAGUGGCGAUGGGCUGGUCUUGGAAGGUAAUGAACAACUGCGCACGUGGGAUCACAGCAACAAAAGACACGCGCACCUCGGCCAUUUAGGUCCCGCGCCGUGGAUGAGGGGUGCUUGGGACUGGGUGGACAUCAUGUACAGUAACGCAAUGCCACGCCAUCGUGAUGGAGACGGCCUGCUGGAUCGCCCCGGUAGAUGA
Messenger RNA from Pyricularia grisea, 1131 nucleotides. RefSeq lists its product as uncharacterized. The coding region runs from base 1 to 1131 and encodes 376 amino acids. NCBI's taxonomy places the organism in Eukaryota, Fungi, Ascomycota, Sordariomycetes, Magnaporthales, Pyriculariaceae. The record is from RefSeq and is a predicted model, not a curated record. The transcript has 3 exons.